This is a messenger RNA of Racocetra fulgida, 171 nucleotides long. The record is from the annotation of a GenBank genome assembly. Lineage: Eukaryota; Fungi; Glomeromycota; Glomeromycetes; Diversisporales; Gigasporaceae.
UUUUAUAAUAAAACCCAUAUGAUUAGUGGAAGUGAAGAUGGCACAGUAUGUAUCUGGAGAACUAAAGACUGGGAAUCUUUAAAAGUCUUAAAAGGUCAUAAAGGGCGUGUUAAUUCUGUGGACAUUCACCCAUCGGGUAAAAUAGCAUUAUCUGUGUCAAGUGAUAAAACU